Tuber aestivum (summer truffle) is the source of this 957-nucleotide messenger RNA. Lineage: Eukaryota; Fungi; Ascomycota; Pezizomycetes; Pezizales; Tuberaceae. The record is from the annotation of a GenBank genome assembly.
AUGGGGGAAGCUGCAGAUGAUAAUACGAGUAGAGCUCUUCGAGAAGAGAUCGCAGGGUUGGAAUCCCGGCUUCUGGCAGCGAGAGCCAAACUACCCUCGAAAACAGAAAUUCGAUCCCUCGGUAAACCACAGUCCCUCUCCAUCCAUCCACCCAUCCAUCCAUCCAUCCAUCACUGCAGUAAGCCUCGACACGAAAGGAUAAUAAUCUAACAAUCCUCCCACAAAGAAAAAAAAGAAGCUUGCACAACAGUGGCAACCCCGGAGACUCACUUUCUCCUGUUACUCGCCGAUUCGGCCCUUCCCCUCGGCUCCUUCGCCUUUUCCAGUGGCCUGGAAUCCUACACUGCCCACCGCCCAUCAACCUCCACGCCCAGAGAGAGCACGGAACGUUUCCUGAAACUCUCUGUGGACUCACUAUCCCACACCGCACUCCCCUUCGUCCUGGAAGCGCACAGGGAACCAAAGGCAGCGCUAGCCCUGGACGACAUCUUCGAUGCCUCGACAAUCUGCACCGUGGCCCGGCGCGCAAGCGUAAGUCAAGGCCGGGCCUUGCUCACGGUGCACGAGAAGUCCUUCUCUUCAUCCCUACCCCCAUCGCCAGAGCUGGAGGCCUACCGCCGAGCCCUCCGCAUGGAGAGCGUGCGGGGUAGAGCGAGCGGCCACUUCCCCAUCGUCUACGGCGUUCUAUGUAACCUCGCUGGUAUAAGUCUGGAGGGGACUGGUUACCUGUUUCUGCUGGGCCAUGUCAAGGCCGUGUUGUCCGCCGCUGUUCGUCAGAGCCUUAUAGGGCCUUACCAUAUGCAGGCGCUGCUCGCUGCGGAGGGUACGCGUGCCAUCAUGGAUACUGGCUUGACGGUUGCGAAGGGGAUCGCUGUGGAGGAUGCAGGGCAAUCGGUUCCGACGUUGGAUUUGUAUCAGGGAAGGCACGAAUUACUUUAUUCAAGGGUUUUUAAUUCU